GAAACAGUACAGAUUUUGCAUUUUGUAUCAUUCUUGUAGGUUCAGGAUCUUUAUCAACAUGGCGACCAGAGCUGAAUAUCAUCUGAAACAAGAAGAGGAAGAGAGCAUGCCGGGAGAACAGGACUCUCCGUGUACACACCACAAGUGCAGUGAAUGUGGCAAUGAUUUUUCCUGUGUGCAAAGUCUGAAUCGACACCUGCGAACUCACACCGGCGAGAGACAGUACAUGUGUGGUGAAUGCGGGAAACGGUUUAGCAGACUUGAUGUUUUAAAGACACACAUACGGACUCACACAGGGGAGAAACCCUACAGAUGUGAGGAGUGCGGCGGAAUGUUUAGUGAGCUGAGUAAGCUGAAGAGACACAUGAGGACUCACACAGUUUAUAAACCAUAUAGCUGCGAUGAGUGCACCAAGCAGUUUCAGUCGGCUUUGUAGUCUGAAUGAACACAAGAGAACUCACACUGGUGAGAAGCCGCACAAAUGUGAGGAAUGCAGCAAGCAGUUCAGUAGGUUGUCAAAUCUAAAGAUACACAUACAGACUCACACUGGUGAGAAGCCGUACAGAUGUGAGGAGUGCAGCAAACAGUUUAGUAGAUUGUCAGAUCUAAAGAUACACAUACGGACUCACACUGGUGAGAAGCCGUACAGAUGUGAGGAGUGCAGCAAACAGUUUAGUAGAUUGUCAGAUCUAAAGAUACACAUACGGACUCAUACUGGUGAGAAGCCGUACCGAUGUGAGGAGUGCGGCAAACAGUUCAGUGAUAGGGCCAAAUUAAAAACACACAUACGGACUCACACUGGUGAGAAACCGUACCGAUGUGAGGAGUGUGGCAAACAGUUUAUCCAGCGGGCACAUCUAAAGGCACACAUGCGUACUCACACUGGUGAGAAACCGUAUUAGUGUGAGGAGUGCAGCAAGUUCUUUUUUCUUUAGUUAGCGGUCACAAGACUCACAAGAAAUGAAAACGUUCAUCACUUAAAUGAUGCGAUGAGUCAAGUACUUGCUAACAUUCAUAUAAAAGAAGUUUGUCUCUGUGUGGGAAGAUUGUAUCAUGGGGAUCUGUAGGGAAAACCCACAUAAACGAAACUUGUGAUUUUUUUUCACUAGAACUGUUUUAAAUGUCAGUUCUGUAUUUUAGGGAUCAAAAUGAUCACCUAUGUUUUUUCCCUUUUUUCAUUUUAGUAACGUUCUUUCUUGUAGCAUGCACAAUAAAUAUUUCACUAGAUUGCACCAAAUUUAUCACGAGUCUUGCUUUGAUCUGUUAAUAAGAAUUAAUGAAUGAAUAAUAUUGGGUAAAAUCAUGGUGAGUCUGGACUAAAACUUUAAAUGAAGUAGAGUUACAUGGUAGUGCAGCAGUCGUUAGACGUCAAACAUUAAUGCUAAUAAAGAACAUAGUUAUCAUGUUAUCAUUUCGUUUUAGUUAUGGACGUUCUACUUUUUGUCUUCAUAUUUGAUUAGCUGUUGUAAAUAUUUUAGUUAAAUUUUAGUAAUGUUUUACUUUUAGAUUACGAAACAUUUUAGACUUAA
Branchiostoma belcheri (Belcher's lancelet) is the source of this 1529-nucleotide messenger RNA. Its product is annotated as zinc finger protein 214-like. The transcript is spliced from 2 exons. NCBI's taxonomy places the organism in Eukaryota, Metazoa, Chordata, Leptocardii, Amphioxiformes, Branchiostomatidae. Bases 402 to 902 code for a protein of 166 amino acids. Gene Ontology annotation, molecular function: DNA-binding transcription factor activity; RNA polymerase II cis-regulatory region sequence-specific DNA binding. The record is from RefSeq and is a predicted model, not a curated record. Gene Ontology annotation, biological process: regulation of transcription by RNA polymerase II.